AUGUACGGCUGCUACGAAUGUCAGGCCUGCGGGCGAGAGUUCAACACAGAAGGCGCCAUGGCACAGCACAUGGACGUCAAGGGCCACUGGCCGGCCGAGUGCGCCUGUUGCACCAACACGUAUGUUGAUGAGGAAAACUGCCGGGAGCACGAGUACAUAGACCAUAACUAUUGCUCCGAAUGCGACCGCGGUUUUAUAAACUACAACAACCUGCGCAUGCACCUCAACUCGAGCCGCCACAGAAGCGGCAGCAUGGCCUGCCCCUUUUGCAACACGAGCCUCACCACCGCGACUGGUCUCGCGCACCACCUCGAGUGCAACGCGUGCCCCAACGUUAGUACCGGCCGGGAGUCCCUCUACCACUAUGUGCGCUGCAAGGACCCCAACCGCCUCAUCGCCAAGCGGAUGAUCGGGUGGAACGGCGUGCGCACCGCGUACGAGGCCUCGAGUGCGACCUGGAACGGCGUCGGCUACGAGUGCUACCUCUGCCACCGGAAUUUCGGGAGCCUGCAGGGGCUCAGCCAGCAUUUGAAUUCUGCAACGCACCAGCAGUCGCUGUACCACUGCCCGAACCGGAACUGCCGCGACUUCAAGACUUUGGCAGGCAUCAUCAAUCAUCUUGAGAGCGAGACGUGUGGCAUUGCCAGGUUUGAGACGGUGCAGAAGGCGGUCAGUCAAACGAUUGGCAGCGGCCGCUUGUUGAGCUUCUGA
Molecule: messenger RNA, 711 nt
Organism: Cordyceps militaris CM01
Lineage: Eukaryota; Fungi; Ascomycota; Sordariomycetes; Hypocreales; Cordycipitaceae
Product: zinc finger protein, putative
Exons: 3
Coding region: 1-711 (236 amino acids)
Biological process (GO): regulation of transcription by RNA polymerase II
Cellular component (GO): nucleus
Molecular function (GO): DNA-binding transcription factor activity, RNA polymerase II-specific; RNA polymerase II transcription regulatory region sequence-specific DNA binding
Source: RefSeq, a predicted model, not a curated record